This is a messenger RNA of Penicillium pulvis, 1392 nucleotides long. RefSeq lists its product as uncharacterized. Gene Ontology annotation, biological process: resolution of meiotic recombination intermediates; replication fork processing. Gene Ontology annotation, cellular component: Fanconi anaemia nuclear complex; FANCM-MHF complex. Lineage: Eukaryota; Fungi; Ascomycota; Eurotiomycetes; Eurotiales; Aspergillaceae. Bases 1 to 1392 code for a protein of 463 amino acids. The record is from RefSeq and is a predicted model, not a curated record. Gene Ontology annotation, molecular function: protein heterodimerization activity; chromatin binding. The transcript has 4 exons.
AUGUCGACCCCGAACCCGCGUGGCCGUCAGUCACCGCGCAAUUCGGGUGCUGGCACUCACACUCCGUCUGGAGACACAAAAGUGACAGGGCUGCAGCGACUCCCGAGCCAUACACGAUACCCACUCACGCCCAGCCGCCUCGUCACUACAGCUACUCCAUCUGCUCAAAGAUCUGCUUCUCGAUUUACUCCCCGGGCACGGGCUACAGGGGCCCCAGCAACUCCGUAUGGACUUCGCGCACGACAGCAACGUGCUACAAACACUCCUGGCCGUGACCGCCGACGAAGUGGCAAGGUGCAGCGAGAGACGACGUUUGAUAUCCUAAGAAAUCUUGGCAGAGCGCUUGCGCCUGUGUCUCGCCCGAUUCAAUCGUCACCGCAAGAAGCACCGCAACCCAUCGAGGAGCCUAAAGAUGAAAUUGAGGAGCUCGAUAAUGAGCCGGUGAUUGAGCCGCCACGCCUUUCUUUGCCUAUUCAGGAGAGUGAGGAUGGGAGCGAGGAAGCGGGCUCUGACACUCCGCCACCUCGGAUGUCUUUAGCUUUCGAUGAUGAUGAUAUCACAUAUCGGUCUGUUGAAUAUCCUCGGGAUCUUGCAAUACGAGAUCGGGAACGACUUUCUAUGAUGCCCGGAAGGCCUAGUGAGAAUUUCGGGGGUAUACAAUUAGAAAGUGACUCCGAUGAUGGAGAUGAUACGGGUAUUGUGGGUGACUAUGAUGGCCAUGAGGAUACGAUGAUUAGUAGAGGCGAUUUUGACCAAGGUGGAGAGACGGAGGAUCUCGGCCGGUUCCAUUUUGAUCUCGAUUUUCCAUCUCCGCCUCCAGCCCCAAUUGAGGACACAGAGGAUGAGCAUUUGGGCGACAUGGACGGAUUCGAGUUGUCGGCACCGGAUAUUCAGCCCAUUGCCCGCUCAUCUUCAGAUGAUGAUGCCGGCGGUGAUUUUAUGGGCUUUGACGGCUUCGAUGUUGCACAGCCUGCUUCCCGAAGCCAGAGUCCCGGUAUGAUUGGCGGAGGCUUGCGAGACGAAGGACUGCCUCUGCAGAGCAAGGAGAAGAAGCUUUCUCGAUAUGGGAUCCCUGUUCCAAACUUACCUACUGGUGUGGUCAAGAAGCUAGCUACACGUUUUGCGCGCACCAAAGCAGGAUCGAAAACGAGACUCAACAAAUCUGCAAUGGCUGCCAUUGAGCAGGCAUCUUCGUGGUUCUUUGAGCAAGCGAGUACAGACUUGGCAGGAUAUUCCAAGCAUGCGGGACGAAAGACAAUUGACGAAAGUGAUGUGACAAUGCUCAUGAGAAGACAACGUCAUAUCAACAACUCGACAACCAUGUUUUCCUUGGCGCAAAAAUAUUUGCCCAAGGAGCUUCAGCAGGAUAUGAGGCUAGCUAUGCCGCCGUGA